AUGGGGUCUCUGGAAAAUGCAGCAGACAAAGCUAAGCAUGGAAAAGAACUUGCAGAAGAAGAACCCAUACUAAUGGAGCAAACCCAGAGGUUUUGUAUGUUCCCCAUCCGGUAUAAGCAACUCUGGGAAAUGUAUAAGAAGGCUGAAGCCAGUUUUUGGACGGCUGAGGAGGUUGAUCUCUCCUAUGAUGUUCAACAUUGGGAAACCUUGACUGACUCUGAGAAGCACUUCAUAACCCACGUCCUAGCCUUUUUUGCUGCAUCUGAUGGCAUAGUACUAGAAAAUUUAGCCGCAAGGUUUCUGAAGGAUGUUCAAAUCCCUGAGGCUCGGGCAUUCUAUGGCUUUCAAAUGGCAAUGGAGAAUAUUCAUUCUGAGAUGUACAGCCUGCUGCUGGAAACCUAUAUCAAGGAUUCAAGAGAGAAGCAUAGGUUAUUUAAUGCAAUUGAAAACCUGCCUUGUGUAGCAAGGAAGGCUGAGUGGGCAUUAAAUUGGAUUCAUAGCUCUACUUCAUUUGCAGAAAGACUUGUUGCUUUUGCCUGUGUUGAAGGAAUCUUUUUCUCAGGAAGUUUCUGUGCCAUAUUUUGGCUUAAAAAGAGAGGAUUGAUGCCAGGUCUGACUUUCUCAAAUGAACUAAUCUCUAGAGAUGAGGGCCUUCACUGUGAUUUUGCUUGCCUUCUUUACAGUUUGUUGCAGAGGAAACUUGAUUCUGAACGGGUUCAUAGCAUUGUGCAUGAGGCUGUUGAGAUUGAAAGUCUUUUUGUCUGUGAUGCCCUCCCUUGUGCCUUGAUUGGCAUGAACUCCACACUCAUGAGCCAGUACAUAAAAUUUGUUGCUGAUAGGCUUUUGGUUUCUUUGGGGUAUGAGAAGAAGUACAAUGUAGAAAAUCCAUUUGACUGGAUGGAGUUUAUUUCCUUGCAAGGAAAGGCUAACUUCUUUGAGAGAAGAGUGGGUGAUUAUCAGAAGGCAUCAGUAAUGUCAAGCCUCCAAGAUGCUGGGAAAAAUUUUGUCUUCAAACUUGAUGAGGAUUUUUAGUCACACCACUGUUCUGUCUCUGAAGCAUAAAGCAAAUCAUGGAGAUGCAUAAUGGCUCACCAAUUUUUUGUUUGUUAUAUUCUUUUGAGCAACCUGUGUGGCCCCCACAACAAGUGGUUUCUCUCUUCUAGCCGUAUUAGCUGAUUAUGUUGGACCUUUGAUCAUGCCACUUUGUAACUCUGCUCUGUAUAAUAUAUCAUCUCUGCUCUCUAGCUCUCUCUGCUAUGACCAAUUCACAUUGCAAGACAAUAAAUUUUUAUAUAGAUACUA
This is a messenger RNA of Neltuma alba, 1302 nucleotides long. RefSeq names its product ribonucleoside-diphosphate reductase small chain A-like. Gene Ontology annotation, molecular function: oxidoreductase activity. The transcript has 9 exons. NCBI's taxonomy places the organism in Eukaryota, Viridiplantae, Streptophyta, Magnoliopsida, Fabales, Fabaceae. Bases 1 to 1032 code for a protein of 343 amino acids. The record is from RefSeq and is a predicted model, not a curated record. Gene Ontology annotation, biological process: deoxyribonucleotide biosynthetic process.